Molecule: messenger RNA, 687 nt
Organism: Psilocybe cubensis
Lineage: Eukaryota; Fungi; Basidiomycota; Agaricomycetes; Agaricales; Agrocybaceae
Exons: 3
Coding region: 1-687 (228 amino acids)
Biological process (GO): dTTP biosynthetic process; dUDP biosynthetic process; dTDP biosynthetic process
Cellular component (GO): nucleus; cytosol; cytoplasm
Molecular function (GO): dTMP kinase activity; ATP binding
Source: RefSeq, a predicted model, not a curated record
AUGGCUUCACUGAACUCAAAUCGACGAGCACCAUUUAUCGUCAUCGAAGGAUUAGAUCGGUCGGGCAAGACGACACAAACAUCAAAGUUGCACUCGCGGCUCCAGCAGAAUGGGAUUGAAGCCAGUCUUCUCAAAUUCCCAGAUAGAACGACGGCUAUCGGUCAGAUGAUUGACUCGUAUUUGCGUUCGGCCUCAGAACUGGAUGACCGUGCCAUUCAUCUGCUCUUUUCUGCCAAUCGCUGGGAGCUUGCGACUACGAUUGAGAAGCUGCUAUUGGCAGGAACGCCUGUGAUCUGCGAUCGGUAUGCGUUUUCUGGCAUCGCGUUUUCGGCAUCCAAGGUCGAUUCUUUGGGCGAUCCGCUCCUUGCGUUUGAGUGGUGCCGGAGUCCAGACGUUGGGCUUCCAGCCCCGGACAUUGUGCUCUUCUUUGAUAUAACGCCUGAAAAGGCCAAAGAACGCGGUGGCUACGGAGAUGAGAGGUAUGAGAAAGAGGAGAUGCAGUUGCGGGUGCGAAAAGCUUUCCAUCGUAUCGGCGAAGAGAUGGCCGAGAGUGGAACUGGGACACGAUGGGUUUCUAUCGAUGCUGGACGAGAAAGAGAGGAGGUUGAGCUCGACGUUUGGGCCGUCGUCGACCCUCUCGUACGUCGCGGCGUUAUGGGCCCAAUCAACAAGCUGUGGUCCACUUGA